UCAUCCCAUUCCCAGCAAUCUAUCUCCUAGAAAAAUAAUCUGAUUCUUUUCACCUAAUAUUAGCUGGAGACGAAACCCUAGAUUUUGUCAAGCUCGAAGAAGAAGAAAUCAUAUGGCAGGAGUUGGACCGAUGACGCAAGAUUGGGAGCCGGUGGUGAUCCGAAAGAGAGCCCCUAACUCCGCCGCCAAGCGCGACGAGAAAACCGUCAACGCCGCUCGUCGAUCCGGCGCCGAUAUCGAAUCCGUCAGAAAAUACAAUGCUGGAACCAACAAGGCAGCCUCAAGUGGCACAUCUCUCAACACAAAGAGGCUUGAUGACGACACUGAGAACCUCGCUCAUGAGCGUGUGCCUACUGAGCUUAAGAAAGCCAUUAUGCAAGCUCGAACUGACAAGAAGCUUACCCAGUCCCAACUUGCUCAAAUCAUCAAUGAGAAGCCACAAGUGAUCCAAGAGUAUGAGUCUGGUAAAGCGAUCCCCAACCAGCAGAUCCUUUCUAAGCUUGAGAGAGCUCUUGGAGCUAAACUUCGUGGUAAGAAGUGAUCAUCAUCAAUUCCUCAAGUUGAACAUCACUUAAUUGCAGUUUCACUAUUCUUAAUGACUGUGUGGUAACAACAAUCAGUGCUUUGAUGUAAUGUCGUAACUUUUCUAAAGAAUAAUCUUUUCUCAUGUAAGAAAGAUAGAACCGUUUGAAUGUUUGGUUGAUAAAUCACUCUUUUCAUAAACAUA
This is a messenger RNA of Brassica oleracea var. oleracea, 727 nucleotides long. RefSeq names its product multiprotein-bridging factor 1a. Gene Ontology annotation, molecular function: DNA binding. Bases 113 to 541 code for a protein of 142 amino acids. Lineage: Eukaryota; Viridiplantae; Streptophyta; Magnoliopsida; Brassicales; Brassicaceae. Gene Ontology annotation, cellular component: nucleus. The record is from RefSeq and is a predicted model, not a curated record. The transcript is spliced from 4 exons.